UACGAUGCACGAUUUGGUUUUGCUUCCUCUAUAUAAACACACACCGUUGCAAAGGCUCCGUCUUUCUUCCUUGCCUGUGACUCAAGAAAAGAACUGAGUUCUAUUUUACUUCUCGUAAUGAAAUAAAGUUCCUUACUGCCCAUUAGAGACAAAGAGUUGUAAGAAGUAAGAAUGGAACGCCUACAGAGAAUCUUCUCUGGUGCUGGAAGUAUGGCACACCCGCCUCCAGAUUCACCUCUCCUCGACUCUUCUGAACAGGUCUACAUCUCCUCCCUUGCUCUUCUCAAGAUGCUCAAACAUGGAAGAGCUGGAGUUCCCAUGGAAGUUAUGGGCCUGAUGCUUGGUGAGUUUGUGGAUGAAUAUACCGUGCGAGUUGUGGAUGUGUUUGCAAUGCCCCAAAGUGGAACUGGAGUGAGUGUCGAAGCUGUUGAUCAUGUUUUUCAGACAAAUAUGCUAGAUAUGCUCAAGCAGACUGGAAGACCUGAGAUGGUUGUGGGCUGGUACCAUUCACAUCCAGGCUUUGGUUGUUGGCUUUCUGGGGUGGACAUAAAUACCCAACAGAGUUUUGAGGCCUUGAACCAAAGGGCAGUUGCAGUGGUCGUAGACCCAAUCCAAAGUGUCAAAGGUAAGGUUGUUAUUGAUGCUUUUCGCUUGAUCAAUCCUCAGACCAUGAUGCUUGGCCAAGAGCCACGACAAACCACUUCGAACCUUGGGCACCUCAACAAGCCAUCCAUUCAGGCCUUGAUCCAUGGGCUCAACAGGCACUACUACUCUAUAGCCAUCAAUUACAGAAAGAAUGAACUAGAAGAGAAGAUGUUACUUAACCUCCAUAAGAAGAAGUGGACUGAUGGUUUGACACUGCAACGGUUUGAUGUCCAUUCAAAAACUAAUGAGCAGACUGUGCAGGAGAUGCUGAACUUGGCUAUUAAGUAUAACAAAGCAGUUCAGGAAGAGGAUGAAUUGCCCCCAGAAAAGCUCGCCAUUGCCAAUGUUGGAAGGCAAGACGCCAAGAAGCAUUUGGAGGAGCAUGUUUCGAACUUGAUGUCUUCAAACAUAAUUCAGACUCUGGGAACAAUGCUUGACACAGUGGUUUUCUAGAGAGAGAAUACUUGACGCAGUGGUUUUCUAGAGGGUGUGUCCCUUACCUUUUCCCAAACUCUCUGAUAGUUACCCUGCAAGGGAAGAUUUAUGAUUUCCCUCUUGGGAUGUAUCAUGAAUCUACGACUUGCAGCUCUGUGACAACAGGCUACACUCUUAAGCCAUUUUUCACAUUAUUCUUUGCGUCUGCACUGUUUCAUUUGAUAUUUCUUGCUAAUGUCACAACUGGGGUUUCAGAGAAAGAAUUGCUUUAUGCGGCACAAAACCAGACCGCAAAAAAAUUUCAAAUUCUACAAGCCACGUUACUGGAA
This is a messenger RNA of Amborella trichopoda, 1409 nucleotides long. Its product is annotated as 26S proteasome non-ATPase regulatory subunit 14 homolog. The record is from RefSeq and is a predicted model, not a curated record. Gene Ontology annotation, molecular function: protein binding; metallopeptidase activity. Lineage: Eukaryota; Viridiplantae; Streptophyta; Magnoliopsida; Amborellales; Amborellaceae.